Molecule: messenger RNA, 8282 nt
Organism: Microplitis mediator
Lineage: Eukaryota; Metazoa; Arthropoda; Insecta; Hymenoptera; Braconidae
Exons: 5
Coding region: 6120-7967 (615 amino acids)
Source: RefSeq, a predicted model, not a curated record
UGAUAUUUUCCUAAAUACCAUUGUCUUUACAAAUGCUGAUUCUGACAUGAACUUUCUUUAUCCGAGACAUACUGAAAAUUUUUUGAUUAUUACGCGUCCUCAAAAAGUAAUUUCUUUUUUUGAAGAUACUGGUUCUAUCUGCAGCACCAGCAUAAUCGUUCUUACUGGUCUAUUAUUAACAAUUUCUCUUAUAAUAUUAAUGAGUUGCAAGAGGCUAGAUUUUGUAUCCGGAUUACUUGAAAUUUUGCGAUUGUUAUUAAGCAUAAGUAUGGAGUCUAGCUUUUGUAGAUGUUCAUUGAGAAUUUAUUUCACCUUCAUACUUAUUUUUGUUAUAAUUAUGAAUAAUCAAUAUCAAGGUCGCAUGUCAGCCUAUUCGACGAAAGUUCAAAAAGAAGCAGUUAACAGUAUUGCUGAUUUACAAAAUUUAAAAUAUUCCAUUUAUAUGGCAACUUAUGUUAAAAAUCUUUUGGGUAUUGAUGAUUGGACAAACGAACAAAAAAAAUAUGUCCAUUAUUCAAAUGAUGAUUGCUACAAAUUCGUUAUUGAUGAUGACGAAUUUCGAACAGCUUGUAUUGGUAUUAUAGAACGUAAUUUACCCGGUGCUAUUAAACAUAAUUUACACGUGGCACUAGACAACAAUCAAAAAUUUGCGAGUUUUUUGGUGCGCGAAGACUGGCCUCUUAAGAAUAAAGCUGAUAAAAUAUUAUCGAAAUUGACUCGCGCCGGUAUUUUGAAUUAUUGGAGAAAGAAAGAAAUACAACAGCCAAUACAAAAGCUUAACGUUAUGGAAAUUGAAAUAUGGAGUAAUUAUCGACAGAUUACACUGCCCGAUUUAUAUUAUGUAUUUUUAUUAUGGGCAGUUUGUUUAUCGACGAGUAUAGUUGCUUUUAUUGUUGAAAUUUCUUUCCACCGGUUAACCCGACUAUAGAAAGUACUGUGGGAUCGCCCAGAGUAUACAUGUGGACCUCAUUGGGUUCCAAUAAGGCAUGCCCAAUAGGAAAAAUCCAUAUGAGGACCCAAUAACAACCCAAUUGGGAAAUCCAAAUCGAAAAGAAAUUAAAUCAUUGUAAGUUUUAUCCUAUUGGGUUCUGUGUGGGACCUAAGUGGGAAAACCCAUAAGGACCCAAUAGGUCUCACAUAAAAAUUUCUAGUCAGGAAGUUAAUAUGUGUGGUAAAAAUGCCGUUGGUUCUAUAGCAAAAAUAAGUAAUAAAAGUUCAGUGAUAAAUCAAUGAAAAUGUUAUAACUUAAUAAUCGAUUAUCACUUUAAUUUGUUGUGCGCGCAUAACAUACCCGUGGGUAUGUAUUUUCGUAAUUAGAUAUUUAAUUGUUUAAAUCGAAACAAAAUCAUUUGCCACCGAAAGUAUUUUAUACUCAAAUGAUCCCUUCCCAAUUUUAACUUAAAUUUAGAAUUUACUGUCUUGUUUUCUGUUACAAUUAAUUCGUGAUUGUGAGCUAUAUGUGUAUUGAUGUAUUUUCCCACAAUGAUAGAUGGUUCUAAGAAAAACAAGAGUCACGCUUCAAUGAAUAAAUUAUUAAAAAAUUACAUAGGUCAGAGUGAUUUUAUACUUAGUCAUUCAUAUGCAUAAUCUAAUGCGUGUUAGCUCAAUCUGAAACGAAUCAUGCUUAUCAACAAACACUCGUUAGUCAUCUACACUUAGCUAGAAAAACUUCAAACAUUGUGUCAAAAACAAAAAAAAUAUAUAUACUUGAAAGUGACGAUGAGGUUUUUAAAAAAAUCAAGUACUUUUUGUUUUAUAUUUAUAAUACUUAGGAUUUAUGUAGGAUCAUCAAAAACAUCGAUUUUUUGAUUAAUUAAAAAAUGGUAAAGAUUUUUGUCAAAGUUGCGUGUGAUACAUUCGCACAUUAAAGUUUUGAAUAAAUUAUACACAUGAACUAAUGCGUCUAAUGAAGCAAAAAAUUUUUUGUACAUUUUCUAUACUAUUACUGUUAAGAACGUUACUUUUGCUGUAUAUUUUCUAUUAAUGCUUUCAUUAUGAUCAUGUGUGAGUGCAAAUUGUCCAAAGCCAUUCACUUAAGAUGAGUUAUCAGUAAUUGUUGUCCAAGCGUUCUUAAACAAUACCUCUGAUUCAAAAAACGGUAAUAGAAGUCCUACAUAUAUGUGUAUAACGUGUUAAAUCGUCCAUUACAAAAUGAUUUGCGUGUAACACUUUCGCUUAUCAGAACCAUAAAUCAAUUAGAACGAAAGUUUUUUUUAUGUGAUCUACAUUUUCACUCUCAAAAAUAUCUAAUUGCUUUAUUAGAUAGCGAAAUCAAAGCUUAAAUCGUAGGAUCUUUUUCCUCAUUACUCAAUAUUAAAAUUCAAGGAUAGAAUAACUUGUUUCUCAGUACAAAUAAUAUUUAAUUCAGAUCUAAUAAUGAUAUGUGAUAAUAAGGAGAUAUAUUAUACGAUCAAUGAAUAAAUAAUGUAUAUAGAUAAUUGAAUAAUUGCACAUUAUCACGAUUACCGUGUACAUAAUGAUUAGCAAAAGGGAAUGCAUGUCGGCUCAACCUCGAAACAAAGCAUAGUUGUCAAGAAACAUAAGUCAGUCAUUGAUUGCGUUUCAUUAGAAACUUUUGGACAGUGUACAUUGGAAAAAAAAAAAAUGAUUAUACAAAUGAAUAACAUAAUAAGAGUUUCAAAAAAAUUAACAACUUUUUGUUUUUUAUUGAUAAUACCUUGGGCUUAUGCAGAAUCAUCACAAAACAGAAGUUUACUGAUUCAUCAAAAAAUGGAAUUGACACUUAGUGAUGCAUGCUUUUUUGAUAAGUUGGCUCCUGUUAUUAUUACUGAUGAACUCAAAGAAAUAACUUAUGAAACAUUAUUAAUUAAUGAGACUACGUCCAUGAUAUUUAUCGAUAAAAAUUUCAAAGCAAGCGAUUACCAAAAGUUAUCUUUUUCUAAAUGGCCUACAUAUGUUCUGUCAUCAAAUCAACUCCAAACGAUUCUUCGAGAAAUGAAAUCUUCGUCAUGGUGGAAUAUUGAUUCGAGAUUUCUUAUCGUUGAAACUUCUAAUGAAUCAUGCAGUAAUGCAUGGAAUACACUUCAAGUAAUGUGGAAGAACAAUUUACUUUCAUCAGUACUCAUAUGCCAGUAUUCUGAUAAUUCUGUAGCAUUGUAUACUUAUAAUCCUUAUGUAAACUACGCACCGCAUUCAUGACAGAAAGUGAAGAAUCCUGUCAAUGAGCAAGACAGCCAAUGGACCCUGUAUAAGCGACUCGACUUUCAAGAUGGAUCUGACUGCGACAACUUAUUUUUCGAUAAAACCAAACAUUUAAAUGGAUAUAAUGUCACCGCGAAAGCAGUACCACGUCCAGGAGUAUCAUCGGAGUCUGGAAAAGUUUUUAAUAUCAGUUCUUUAAGUGAUAAGUUGUACUAUUAUAAUUCAAAAAUUUUUCGUCAAUUACUUCAUUCCUUAAACGUCACACUUAUAAUAUCUUACGUUGAUGUAUCUGAUUUGGUUAGAACAGGAGAUAGCACGAGUGAAAUAUCGUUGACACAUUUGACAAUCAGUAAUGAUUUGUUCCUAAAUAUCAUGGUCUUUACAUAUGCUGAUCCUGACAUGAACUUUCUUUAUCCGAGACAUACUGAAAAUUUUUUGAUAAUUACGCGUCCUCAAAAAGUAAUUUUUUUUUUUGAAGAUACUGGUUCUAUCUGCAGUACUGAAGUAAUCGUUCUUACUGGUCUAUUAUUAACAAUUUCUUUUAUAAUAUUAAUGAUUUGCAAGAGGCUAGAUUUUGGAUCCGGAUUACUUGAAAUUUUGCGAUUGUUAUUAAGCAUAAGUAUGGAGUCUAGCUUUUGUAGAUGUUCAUUGAGAAUUUAUUUCACCUUUAUAAUUAUUUUUGUUAUGAUUAUAAAUAAUGAAUAUCAAGGUCGCAUGUCAGCCUAUUCGACGAAAGUUCAAAAAGAAGCAGUUAACAGUAUCGCUGAUUUACAAAAUUUAAAAUAUACCAUUUAUAUGGGAAGUUAUCUUAUAAAUCUUUUGGGUAUUGAUGAUUGGACAGACGAACAAAAAAAAUAUGUCCAUUAUUCAAAUGGUAGUUGCUACAAAUUCGUUGUUGAUGAUGACAAAUUUCGAACAGCUUGUAUUGGUAUUUCAGAACGUAAUUUACCCGGUGCUAUGAAACAUAAUUUACACGUGGUACUAGACAACAAUCAAAAAUUUGCGAGUUUUUUCGUGCGAAAAGACUGGCCCUUCAAAAAUAAAGCUGAUAAAAUAUUAUCGAAAUUGACUCGCGCCGGUAUUUUGAAUUAUUGGAGAAAUAAACAAAUACAAGAGCCAAUACAAAAGCUUAACCUCAUGGAAAUUGAAAUAUGGAGUAAUUAUCGACAGAUUACACUGCCCGAUUUAUAUUAUGUAUUUUUAUUUUGGGCAGUUUGUUUAUCGACGAGUAUAGUUGCUUUUAUUGUUGAAAUUUCUUUCCACCGGUUCACCCGAUUAUCGAAAGAACUGUGGGAUCGCCCAGGGUAUACAUUUGGACCUCAUCGGGUUCCAAUUAGACAUGUCUAAUAGGAAAAAUCCAUAUGAGGACCCAAUAACAACCCAAUUGGGAAAUCCAAAUCGAAAAGAAAUUAAAUCAUUGUAAGUUUUAUCCUAUUGGGUUCUGUGUGGGACCUAAGUGGGAAAACCCAUAAGGACCCAAUAGAUCUCACAUAAAAAUUUCUAGUCGGGAAGUUAAUAUGUGUGGUAAAAAUGACGUUGGUUCUAUAGCAAAAAUAAGUAAUAAAAGCUCAGUGAUAAAUCAAUUAAAAUAUGUUAUAACUUAAUAAUCGAUUAUCACUUUAAUUUGUUGUGCGCGCUCAACAUACCCGUGGGUAUGUAUUUUCGUAAUUAGGAAUUUAAUUGUUCAAAUCGAAGCAAAAUCAUUUGCCACCGAAAGUAUUUUAUACUCAAAUGAUCCCUUCCCAAUUUUAACUUAAAUUUAGAAUUUACUGUCUUGUUUUCUGUUACAAUUAAUUCGUGAUUGUGAGCUAUGUGUAUUGAUGUAUUUUCCCACAAUGAUAGAUGGUUCUAAGAAAAACAAGAGUCACGCUUCAAUGAAUAAAUUAUUAAAAAAUUACAUAGGUCAGAGUAAUUAUAUAAUUAAUCAUUCAUAUGCAUAAUCUAAUGCGUGUUAGCUCAAUCUGAAACGAAUCAUGCUUAUCAACAAACACUCGUUAGUCAUCUACACUUAGCUAGAAAAACUUCAAACAUUGUGUCAAAAACAAAAAAAAUAUAUAUACUUGAAAGUGACGAUGAGGUUUUUAAAAAAAUCAAGUACUUUUUGUUUUAUAUUUAUAGUACCUUGGAUUUAUGUAAAAUCAUCAGAAAACAUUAAUUUUUGAUUAAUGAAAAAAUAGGUAAAGAUUUUUGUCAAAGUUGCGUGUGAUACAUUCGCACAUUAAAGUUUUGAAUAAAUUAUACACAUGAACUAAUGCGUCUAAUGAAGCAAAAAAUUUUUUGUACAUUUUCUAUACUAUUACUGUUAAGAACGUUACUUUUGCUGUAUAUUUUCUAUUAAUGCUUUCAUUAUGAUCAUGUGUGAGUGCAAAUUGUCCAAAGCCAUUCACUUAAGAUGAGUUAUCAGUAAUUGUUGUCCAAGCGUUCUUAAACAAUACCUCUGAUUCAAAAAACGGUAAUAGAACUCCUACAUAUAUGUGUAUAACGUGUUAAAUCGUCCAUUACAAAAUGAUUUGCGUGUAACACUUUCGCUUAUCAGAACCAUAAAUCAAUUAGAACGAAAGUUUUUUUUAUGUGAUCUACAUUUUCACUCUCAAAAAUAUCUAAUUGCUUUAUUAGAUAGCAAAAUCAAAGCUUAAAUCGUCCAAGCUUUUUCCUCAUUACUUAAUAUUAAAAUUCAAAGAUAGAAUAACUUGUUUCUUAGUACAAAUAAUAUUUGAUUCAGAUCUAACAAUGAUAUGUGAUAAUAAGGAGAUAUAUUAUACGAUCAAUGAAUAAAUAAUGUAUAUAGAUAAUUGAAUAAUUGCACAUUAUCACGAUUACCGUGUACAUAAUGAUUAGCAAAAGGGAAUGCAUGUCGGCUCAACCUCGAAACAAAGCUAAGUUGUCAAGAAACAUUAGUCAGUCAUUGAUUGCGUUUCAUUAAAAACUUUCGGACAGUGUACAUUGGAAAAAAAAAAAUGAUUAUACAAAUGAAUAACAUAAUAAGAGUUUCAAAAAAAUUAACAACUUUUUGUUUUUUAUUGAUAAUAUCUUGGGCUUAUGCAGAAUCAUCACAAAACAGAAGUUUACUGAUUCAUCAAAAAAUGGAAUUGACACUUAGUGAUGCAUGCUUUUUUGAUAACUUGGCUCCUGUUAUUGUUUUUGAUGAACUCAAAGAAAUAAUUUAUGAAACUUUAUUAAUUAACGAGACUAUGUCCAUGGUUUUCAUCGAUAAAAAUUUCAAAGCAAGCGAUUACCAAAAGUUAUCUUUUUCUAAAUGGCCUACAUAUGUUCUGUCAUCAAAUCAACUCCAAACGAUUCUUCGAGAAAUGAAAUCUUCGUCAUGGUGGAAUAUUGAUUCGAGAUUUCUUAUCGUUGAAACUUCUAAUGAAUCAUGCAAUAAUGCAUGGAAUACACUUCAAUUAAUGUGGAAGAACAAUUUACUUUCAUCAGUAUUCAUAUGUCAGUAUUCUGAUAAUUCAGUAGCAUUAUAUACUUAUAAUCCUUAUGUAAAUUACGCACCGUAUUCAUGGCAAAAAGUGAAAAAUCCCGUCAAUGAGCAAGACAGCCAAUGGACCCUGUAUAAGCGACUCAACUCUCAAGAUGGACCUGACUGCGACAACUUAUUUUUUGAUAAAACCAAAUAUCUAAAUGGACAUAAUGUCAUCGGAGAUGGACUAGUACGCUCAGGAGUAUCAUCGGAAUCUGGAAAAGCUUAUAAUAUCAGUUCGCUAAGUGAUAAGUUGCUCUAUUAUAACUCAAAAGUUUUUCUUGAAAUAUUUCGUUCUUUGAAUGUCACGCCUACAAUUUAUUAUACGAGUUUAAUUGAUUUGGUUAAAACGGGAAAUCGAACCAGUGACAUAUUGUACAAAAACUUGGUAGAUAAUACUCAUGAUAUUUUUCUGACUAUAGUUGUUUUUACAAACGCUAAUUCUAACUUAAACUUUCUUUAUCCAAGACAUGUUGAAAAUUUGUUGAUAGUUACGCGUCCGCAAAGAGUAUUAUCUUUUUUUGAAGAAGCUGGUUCUAUUUGCAGUACUGAAGUAAUCGUUCUUACUGUUUUGAUAUUUUUAAUUACUCUCAUAGUACUAAUGAUUUGCAAGAGGCUAGAUUUUGUAUCCGGAUUACUUGAAAUCUUGCGAUUAUUAUUAAGCAUAAGUAUGGAGUCUCAAUUUUAUAGAUAUUCAUUGAAAAUUUAUUUCACCUUCGUGCUUUUCUUUGUCAUGGUUAUAAAUAAUGAGUAUCAAGGGCGUAUGUCAGCCUAUUCAACAAAAAUCCAACACGAUGUAGUUAACAGUAUUACUGAUUUACAAAAUUUAAAAUAUUCCAUUUAUAUGGCAACUUAUCUUAGAGAAAUUGUAGGUGUUGAUGAUUGGACAGACGAACAGAAAAAAUAUGUUCAUUAUUCAAAUGAUGAUUGUUACAAAUUCGUUAUUGAUGAUGACGAAUUUCGAACUGCUUGUGUGGGUUAUGUCGGACGUAAUUUAGCCGCUGCUAUAAAACAUGAUUUACAUGUUGUUCUAGACAAUAAUCAAAAAUUUGCAAGCUGUCGAGUACGCAGAGACUGGCCGCUUAAAACUAAAAUUGACAAAAUAUUAACAAAAUUAACAGAUUCUGGUCUUUUGAAGUAUUGGAAAGAUAUACAAAUAACAAAUCCAAUACAAAGGCACAAGAUUAAAGAAAUUGAAAUGUGGGAUAGUUAUCGCGAGAUUGUCCCAUCAGAUUUGUAUUACAUAUUUCUGCUUUGGGCGGUUUGUCUAUUGACGAGUGCGAUUAUUUUUAUCUUUGAAAUUUUUUCCGAUCGAUUAAGUUCAUAUACGUCGUAAGAAUGACUUUAAUUAUAGAGCAACAUAGAAUAUUAAAAGUUUAUCGAUAAAUCAAGUGAAAAAUUAGAACUUAAUAGCCAAUUAUCACUUCGAUAAUUAAAUAUUUUAAUAAACCAAUCCAAAGUAAUUAUUCAUCUGAAUUGUUUUCAUAUUCAUGUUAUUCACUGUAAGUCGAUAGACAUUCGACUGUCGAUGUGUGAUCAUAUUUACAUUUUCUAUAAUUUUUUAUGAAAAAUUCAACUGAAUAAAUUCAAAAGAUGUUAAAUUAAAUUUAAAGUUAACUGUUUUGUUUUCUAUUACAAAUAAUAUGUGAUU